Molecule: messenger RNA, 375 nt
Organism: Microthlaspi erraticum
Lineage: Eukaryota; Viridiplantae; Streptophyta; Magnoliopsida; Brassicales; Brassicaceae
Source: the annotation of a GenBank genome assembly
AUGGAGGGUCCGUCUAAAAGCCAUAAACGCAAGAAAAUAGGCGAGCAUAUGAUGAAGAACAAAAAGAAACAUGUGAUCAACAACAUUAUCAACAUGAAACAAGAGGAAAACAAGAUGGACAUGAAGAGAUCAAGCGGGACAAAUGAUAAAUGCGAGCAUGAGAGUUUUGGAGUGUUUGAAUUCCCGUGGAUGAAGGAGAGCAUGAUCUCAACCUCGCUUGAUUGGAGUCUACCCGAAUUUCCUUUUCCGGUCAUAAAUGAUGGGAAUGAGUUAUUUGAAGAGAUUAGUGAAGUGAGAUGGCCAGUGAAACGGGUUAGUAAUGAUAGGUUAGAUUUUGAAGACUUUGAAUGCAUUUGGAAUUUUAUUUCUGAUUAG